This is a messenger RNA of Oppiella nova, 300 nucleotides long. The record is from the annotation of a GenBank genome assembly. NCBI's taxonomy places the organism in Eukaryota, Metazoa, Arthropoda, Arachnida, Sarcoptiformes, Oppiidae.
UAGCCCUCCAUAACAUUGAACUCAUUUCCUAUGCAAUGAAGUUAGGCUUAGAAGUAGUCGAUACUUACAAUAUAACAAUUGCCAAAUUCAAAGACUUUAUGCCCGGAAAAUGUGCCUGCCACUUUCACCAGAUAUCUGAGAUGAGUUCAAAUGACAUAAAUUCUGGUCAACCCUCACAGCAUACGACAUACCGAGUGGACGGACAUAUUAAUGCAAUUUAUACUAAUAUACUCAUCAGCAGAAUCUGCGAAAACUUCGAGGAUGAGACAGAUUAUAGAUAACAAUCAAUCAGUUUUUGCC